GUGGCGUGCCUACAACUUAGCCGCAUCUAUUACGCGCACUUUUCAUCGUCACAACGGGGAUAUUCCUUUCAACAAUUUUUUCUUCUCCUUUACGAGCGCAUUAUCACUUUCCUUGCACUGCGUUACGUUUAAUUGCCAAGUGAAGUUGAUCGUUCCCACUAUUUUGUUUUUACGUGUAAAUUAAAAACAACGCGUCGUCAUCGGUAUUCCUUUCAUUCCAGUGAAUUUCUCGUUCAAUAUACUCGAAAAUAAUAAACGAAUAGAGACAAUACAUUGUGACACAUUUGAAUGUCGGAAUUUUUCGGAAUUGAAGUGCCAACGAGAAACGUUGUUACAAUUGCAUCAUAACCUACAAAAGUUUGGUUUGAGUGUGAGUUGACGGACGCGAAUUGCGCUUUCCGCCCUGACGUCUCACUUUCUUCAUUGUGUGCCUGUGUGAGUUAUUCCAUCGUUGUCGUCAUCAGCUCGUGUCUUUCUGUUCAGUCAGUUGAGGCGUCGCUCCGACGAGUCUCGCACGCUUACCAGUACAUACGUUCCUCAGUGUAUAUCAAGUCCCCUUUGUUUCGUUUUAAAAGCAUUUGUGAAAAAAUUUUAACGAGAGCUCAGCGAAAAGACUCACUCGGUGUGUCGUGGAACAGUAAAAUUUGAAUAUUUUUUUUUCGGUAAUUGUGAAACAGCACAAGUGCGAGUGUUUGAUUCUGCUGGAAUAUCUGUUGACGCUUUUUGGUAGGUUGUAUUCUGCGGGACUAAUUAUUAAGUGUGGCUUGGAAAUUGUGUACAAGAGUUACUGACAUAAUGAUGAUGGCUAAUCUUCCCCCCGUUAUGCUGCCGGCCCUCCAUGAUUACGGUAUGCUGACACCAACUCUCGGCAUAAAGCGAGGAAGCGAUGAACUUUUGUCGCAGAGCGGUGCAGUAAACAAUGGUGCCUCGAUGAGUCCCCAGCCGCACCACGCUGCUGACAACAACAAUGACGCCAAAAAGGCGAAAUUGGACAAGGGUCACAACGGUAAACCGUCAAAAGUCAUCCACAUAAGAAAUAUCGCCAGUGAUGUGUUGGAGUCAGAAAUAAUUCACUUAGGCAUGCCCUUUGGAAGAGUGACAAAUGUUCUCGUUCUGAAAGGAAAAAAUCAGGCAUUUCUUGAGAUGGCCGAUGAGAAUGCUGCUACCACGAUGGUUGGCUACUAUGCAGCAAGCGGAGCGUCGCUCAGGGGUCGCGCCGUUUACGUACAAUUCAGCAAUCAUCGGGAGCUCAAGACUGAUCAGGCCCACAGCAACGCGGUCAGUAGUCCAACAAACAUCAUCGCCAAUGUCAACAACACCAACACGCAAGUGGCGUUGCAAGCGGCCCAAGGACAAACUGUGCAGGGCCAGGGCGAUACGCAAGGCGGACCCAAUACUGUUCUAAGAGUCAUCGUAGAGCACAUGAUCUAUCCAAUUUCCCUGGAUAUUCUUUAUCAGAUAUUCACUCGCUUCGGGAAAGUCUUGAAAAUCGUAACAUUCACGAAAAAUAGCACAUUUCAAGCUCUCAUACAGUAUUCGGACACAAUGUCUGCGCAGACUGCUAAAUUGUCUCUCGAUGGGCAGAAUAUUUACAAUUCCUGCUGUACACUUCGCAUAGACUUUAGUAAAAUGCAGAGCCUCAAUGUCAAGUACAACAAUGACAAAUCACGUGAUUACACAAAUCCAACCCUCCCAACUGGUGACCCAAAUUUGGAUGCAGCAUCACUGGCACUUGGUGGUGAGCUUCUUCCGCAAUUGCUACUAGGUGCUGCGGCGGGCUCACAGCCGAGAGCACGCUUACCUGUAGAGUCAAUUGCAGGAGCACCAAGUGUACUUGCAUCGCCAUUUGCUACGAUGCAUGGAUUACCAUCGCCCCUUGCUGGCCCUUACGGCAAUGGAGUGGCACCAGGUGGAGGCAUCGCUGGACUCGGUGGAUUUAGCCUGGGUGCUGGUGCACUCGGGGUCAGGGUGCCUGGUAGCCCUCAAAUGUCAUCUGUUCUAUUAGUCACCAAUUUGAACGAAGAGAUGGUCACGCCUGACGCUCUCUUUACCCUGUUUGGCGUUUAUGGCGAUGUACAGCGUGUGAAGAUUCUGUAUAACAAGAAAGACUCUGCCCUCAUCCAAAUGGCCGAACCUCAGCAGGGCCAUCUAGCUAUGACUCACAUGGAUAAGCUUCGAGUGUUUGGAAAACAAAUCAGAGUUAUGGUCAGCAAGCAUCAAACAGUUCAGCUGCCAAAAGAGGGUCAACCUGAUGCAGGUCUUACCAAAGACUACACCAACAGUCCUCUUCACCGAUUCAAGAAGCCUGGUUCGAAAAAUUAUCAAAAUAUAUAUCCACCAAGUGGUACUUUGCAUUUAUCAAACAUUCCAGCAACGGUGACUGAAGAGGAGAUAAAGGAUGCAUUUGAACAGAAUGGAUUCACAGUGAAGGCAUUCAAGUUCUUCCCGAAAGACAGAAAAAUGGCACUUAUUCAGAUGCCAAGCAUGGACGAAGCUGUUGCAGCGUUAAUUAAAAUGCACAAUUAUCAAUUGAGUGAGUCAAAUCAUCUGCGCGUGUCAUUCUCAAAGAGCAACAUCUAACAAGACAAGUCACAUCAUCAACACGUAGAGUCACAGUGGUUUCAGCCGUUCGCCCUUGUCCAUUACUGGUAUUCCAGUGCCCUAUACGACUGAUUGUCCUACGGACUAAGCAUAUGACUAUGUAUUGAUGCAUCAAUAUUUUUGACAUUUUAGCUGAAGCCUUGCGGCCGUUGAAAGUCAUAAAUACCAAACAUGGUUCAAUGAAACAAACAUUAUUUUCAUUUUUUCGUCACAGUUUGUCACAUUCCAAAGUUGAAAAUUCUUUCUGCAUUCAUCAACUUUAGUGAUUCGCUUUAUUUGGCUUUCGACAUUUGAAAGCUUCAUAUGACAGAUGAAGAAAAAUAACUGCUAGAGACAAAGAGUAUUGAGAAUUUGUAGUGAAAAACAAACAAACAAUUUUCAAGAUGGAGAGUGACAGAAAAAUCGAUUAAUUCUUGUAGGGGGUUAAACUUUUGAUGAAUGAGACGACGACUACACGUAUUCUAGGAUUUAUCAGACGGUCGCUAUAGCGUCCAAAAUAUAGUCGCGCUGGUGAUUAUUAAUAAUAAUUAUAAUUAUUAUCAUUAUUAUUAUUAUUAAGAAUUUUUAAUAUUAAGUGAUAUUGAUGAUGGGCAAAGUAUCAUUGUAAAAUGAUGAAAAGAGAAUCCAAUCGCAUCUCAGUGGUAUGAAAAUAUCAUUUUCAUUUUCCUGUAGUUUAGAUGUAAAACCGAAGUUGAAAUGAUUAACAAUAAGAAUGAUCCAAUGCCAAUUGUCAAACGGGACCCUUGCCGUUUUUUUACCAACAGGUGCUAAAAAACCUGUUCACCUGUUGGAAUCCAAGUUAUUCAUCUCUUUCAGACUGCUAUUUGCGGAUUGAUGGAUAACCCAAUGUUUCCUGUCGGUCGUUGACAACCAAACCGUUGGCGGGAGACCGCAAAUUGAAAAGAAAUGAAUAAACAACAAAACAACAAAAAAUGCAAGACAAUCGUGUCGAUAUUUUUUUAAUACAAAAUCGGCACAUAAGUUGUACAAAUGAGUUCCUCAAAUUUCAUUCUUCAAUUUACGAUGUUUUUACCUUUUUUUUUCAAUCACUUGGCGUGAAUUAUUUUUUUCUCUUUUAGUUGUAGUUGAUUUUUAAAAAUAUUUUUUGUGAGUAUUCUUAUGCAAGUACACGGUGUGCACGUCAAGAUUACAAUAACUUUUUCCUUUCUCUAUCUCACCAUCAUCUGCAUCGUUUUUCCAAUCGUCUCCAUAUCUCUGUGUGCUGUCACUUUUUAAGAGUUUUAUAUUUACACUUUCCUUUUUUAUCUUGGCAUUUUUAAGGAAUGACCGUAAUACAUAUCGUCGCUUUUGAAUUUUCAAAUUCGUCGAGUAAAUGGAUAACGGAGUUCUCGUUUUUAUUUAUCAAAGGAAGAAAAUAAAAAAAGAACGUCAAGGAAUAAUUGUGGGUUGGAGAAUUUACUGUUCAAAUAUACCAAACAUGGUCGUGAGGAUAUAAUGAAAAAAUUGUCUUCCACCAACAGCUGAACACACAAUCAUUAUCCUUUGACUUUACACGAUAUAUUGUUAGUGACAAAUAAUUAUUCGAAAUACCCUUCCCCUUUUUAUAAUUAGUUGAAUAUGUAACAUUGAUCAGGGAUUAUGCACGUUUAAACAGUGAAAAGGCGAAUUAAAUGGUUACAAAAUAAACCAAGUGAAUGCAAUUAUUUUGGCGAAUACUUAUAUUUUGAUCAUAAAAUUUUAAAUGUCAUUUCGACAACCAACAGCUAUCAUUUUCAUACCUGAUAGGAGGGAAAACUCAUGAUGGAACAACGCUUGCAAAUCUAGCUACGUAUAAUUUAUUCUCAUAAACUGGCCUAUCAAUACAUUCUUUAACGAAAUAAACUACAGAAAGGUGCGAUAAAUAACAUUGUAAAAUAAUGAAGAACCUUCGAUGUUAUUCAACAAGGCUUAGAUGUGGACUUCGAUAGCCACCAGUAAACCCAUUAAUUUAGAAACGAAAAAAUUUUGAAAAAUGAAAAAAAAGAUAGAGAGAGAGAACAUGCAAAUCUUUUUUGGGACUAUCGACGAGGUUCGAGUCAACUCAUUGAAACAAAGAAAAAAGAAAGAAAACAAAAACACAAAUAAGAGAAACUAUAUAUACAAAUAUAAAUAGCUACGUUUCGUCUAAUGGACAUGACGUUCUGUUGGAGUCAAUUAACAUUUCAAUGGUACUGUAAUUACGGGAUACAACAGCGUGAAUCCAGUGUAAAUGAAGUGUGAGCGCGAUAUUUUGCGUGCAUGAUUUUGAAAAAACGUACAUCUUGAAAAAAAAAAAUAUUGAAACAGAAUACUAUUAUAAGCGAGUGCCGGCACGGGUAGUGGUUUAUGUGCCAAACUAGGCUUAUAAUUCAAUCGAGAAAUAACAAGAGAUAACAUGGAAAUGCCUUGGUAAUGAAUUUCCCAAUGUUGGAUAUUAUAUAUUUGUGUAUCGACCAAAAAUCACGAUAACUGAAGGGAUUUUAAAAAAUAUGAUAAUGCAUUUUACAGUAGCCGGCAUGAGCGAAGGGGCCAGUCUUUGAAUUUAUGAUCUGUGUCUUUAGAAUCUCAAAUCAAUUGAAAAUAUGAAGGAAAAAAGUAGUUAUAAAGUAGUAUUCCUUAAAAGUAUAGCAUUAAAGGAGAAGGACUUGAGCGGAUUAUCAAGCACUCACAUGAAAUGAAAGGAAGAAGGAAGGAGUAAGAGAAAUUUGGAGUUGUACUAGUAAUGAGGAAAAAGCGAGUAUCCACACACGCACACCCACGAGAAAGGAUCCAUUUCUAGUAUUAUUACUUCCAGCGGUAUAUUAUCAAUAAUUAAGUUGAAUUGCCUCUUCUAACGUCAUACUUGUACGUUGUAUUUUUUUUCUCAAUUAUCACUAGCCUAGAUUACGUGUCCCGAAAUCGGAGAUAAUUUUUUCAUGCCUGCAUUUUAUUAUUAUAUUAUCCAUUAUUUUAUGAUUAUUGCCGUAAUUACAAUUUUCGGUGCUUCCUUAUAAACACAAAAACAAUUGAACGAUAAAAAUAAUAAUUCUGAUUUUUUUUAAA
This is a messenger RNA of Diachasma alloeum, 5622 nucleotides long. RefSeq names its product polypyrimidine tract-binding protein 1 (gene heph). The coding region runs from base 796 to 2580 and encodes 594 amino acids. Gene Ontology annotation, molecular function: mRNA binding. NCBI's taxonomy places the organism in Eukaryota, Metazoa, Arthropoda, Insecta, Hymenoptera, Braconidae. Gene Ontology annotation, cellular component: nucleus. The transcript is spliced from 15 exons. The record is from RefSeq and is a predicted model, not a curated record. Gene Ontology annotation, biological process: mRNA processing; regulation of RNA splicing.